GGCUUUUAGCGGCGACACCAUUAGCGGCGACGGUCCUAAUGUCGCCGCUAUUGGUCGAUCCGUGUCACACACCCUGAGACCAAACCCCAGCCGUUGAUCAAAAUCCUGAUCUAACGGUUGGGGACUUAAAAGGCAAUACCGGCGACGUAAAGUAGGGUAUUAGCGGCGACAACUGUCUCCGCUAAAAGUCUGUGUCCCACAUUAAACCCUAGCCACACAAAUCUUAUCCUGGUUAAACCAAUAGCGGCGACGAAUGGUCAAUACCGGCGACGAGGCGUCUCCGCUAAAAGUCGAUUCGUAAAACACCUUUAUCAGCGAGUUUCCCUCUUUCCUCUUCACUUUUCCCCCCAAAUUUCUUCCUUCCACCGCCGGAGACACCCGAAUUUUGGCCCAAUCGAAACUCCGGUCACCGCCAUCUCUUCUCCGGUCACCACCAUCUCUUCUCCGGUCACCACCUCAAAAACCGUUGCAUAAUGCCUAUCGAUAAAAGUUGGAUUGAUUCCCCACGUCAUUCACCUCACUACAAGCAAGGACUCGAGUCAUUUAUCGAGAUGUGUGAAAGAGUGAUAAAAAACCACGAUGAAGUUAGAUGUCCGUGUACCCAAUGUAAAAAUUCCGGCUUAAUAACUAUGGCAGAAAUGAAAUACCAUUUGCGUAUUAACAAAUUUUGGAAGGAAUACACUUCGUGGACCUAUCACAGGGACACGACUCCAAUUGCACAAGUAAACGAUGUUGCGCCACAAGACGGUAUGGUAAACGUUAUUGAAGACAUUAGGGGGGAGCGUAUGGAAGAAGAUACAUACCUUAACCAAGAGAACUCGAAUGGAGAUAGUAGCGGUGUUGUUGAUGAUUUUGAAGACCUGAUAAAGGAAGCUGAAACAGAAUUAUAUCCUGGUUGUACUAAGUUUUCUUCUAUCGACUUUUUAGCAAAGCUUUUGAAUAUAAAGGAUACGUACCAUUUUCAAAAUGAAGGAGUAGAUCGACUCCUCUCGUUGUUGCGAGAGUCAAUGCCAGAAGGCAACAAGAUUCCCCCUUCGUAUUAUGUAGCUAAGAAGACAUUUAAGAAGAUUGGUUUGGCAUAUGAGAUGAUAGAUGUGUGCACAAAUGAUUGUGCUCUCUUUUGGAAAGAAAACGAGUCCUUGCAAAAUUGUCCCGUUUGUAAUGAGAGUCGAUGGGUCGAUAAAGACACAAAAGGCACGAAGGUGGCUCGUAAGGUGUUACGAUACUUUCCUUUGACGCCUAGACUACGACGUUUGUAUUGUUCAAGGCACACAGCGAAAGAUAUGAUAUGGCAUAGUACCGGACGAUCGGAAGAUGGGACUAUGCGUCAUCCAGUUGAUGGAUCUGCAUGGCAAGACUUUGAUAAAAAGUACCCAAACUUCGCGAUGGAGCCACGAAAUGUUCGCUUAGGGCUUGCAGCUGACGGUUUUAAUCCCUUUAACAACGGUAGUGGAUCCUCGACUCAUAGCACGUGGCCGGUUAUACUCACCACAUAUAAUCUGCCUCCCUGGCUAUGCAUGCGAGAGUCCACAUUCAUGUUGACCUUGUUGAUUCCUGGCCCUAAAUCACCGGGGAAAGACAUGGACGUUUUCCUUAGACCGUUAGUGGAUGAGCUUAAGCAAUUGUGGCAGACAGGUGUACGUACUAAAGAUGCAGCAACAAACACAUACUUCACAAUGAAGGCGGCGUUGUUAUGGACCAUAAAUGACUUUCCAGCCCGUAGUAGCCUAUCAGGUUGGAGCGGACAAGGCUACAUGGCAUGCCCAACUUGUAACCAAGACACUCCUUCAAUACGUGUAACUGGUAAAUGUGCUUAUGUUGGCCAUCGCCGGUUCUUAGAUGCCAACCAUCCUUGGAGAACAAGUCUCGACUUUAACGGGAGACCCGAGACACGAGACCCUUCGAGACAGUUUAGCCCAGCUGACAUAGAAGCUCAACUAGGUCGUUUAAUUAAUCGUCUACCAGGCAAGCAUCCAGAUUUUGGAGGUAGGAGGAUAACCCGGUCAGAUUUCGAGUUGAACUGGUCCAAAAGAAGCAUAUUUUUUGACCUUGAGUAUUGGUCUUCUCUGCAGCUGAAACAUAACUUAGAUGUAAUGCAUAUAGAGAAAAAUGUGUGCGACAGCUUGCUCGGUACUCACUCUUCUGAUGAACGAUAA
Helianthus annuus (common sunflower) is the source of this 2156-nucleotide messenger RNA. RefSeq lists its product as uncharacterized. The transcript has 3 exons. The record is from RefSeq and is a predicted model, not a curated record. Bases 474 to 2156 code for a protein of 560 amino acids. NCBI's taxonomy places the organism in Eukaryota, Viridiplantae, Streptophyta, Magnoliopsida, Asterales, Asteraceae.